GCCCUGAAUUAAGGUGCUGUCAGCAGGGGCGGCAGGCAUCGACACUGCCUCAUCCUCACUCAUCCUGGCUGAGAAACCAGAAAAAGUGGCAGAACAAGGAGGCGACAAACCCCAGCCCCCCAGAUUACUGUCCUCCACAGUCACCGGCGCCGACCCAGUAGGGGGUGGUAGUUGCCGUCUGUCUGCCUGCAAGGCCUCCACUUCACCCCGCAAAUCAGCCAAGGCGUCCAACACAACUGACCAAGGGGGAGGAGCAGGAGAAGUGCCGCGGGAACCACGUGCGUCAGCACUGUUACGUAAUCUCACGCAACCAUGCCUCCCACUCAAGCGACGAGAUGAAUGAUCCCUGUGCCUGUCGUCGUCAUCUUGAGGGUGAACAGUGGACCCAGGGAGAGGAGAAGGCCCACAGAAGGCACGUGGGGCAGGAGGGGAAGGGGAUCGAGAGGCAGAGGACGCUUCACCAGACUCCGACAUGGCUGCCGCACUGCGAUAAGGAGAACAAAGCCCCAUGAAGAAAGCAGGAUGGAGUCCCAACCGCAGCAGGCUGUCUCCAGCAAUGACACCCUGGUGCUGGUGGGGCGAAGGGCCAGCCCUAUAAAUUCCCUAGAGCGUGAGCACCUCAAUAAGCUUGUACGGAAUGAAAUUAUCUUAGCCAAUGAGAGCACAGAUGGGAAAGUCAUGGCCAUGAAAAAAUUAGCAUGGGAGAGGGUUGCCCUCCAUUUUAAUGCAGCUGGAUAUUGUGAGAAGAGAACAGUAUAUCAGCUGCAAAAAGUAUGGGAGCGCAUUAAAGGAAAGGCUAAACAUAAACAUGCUAAUGUCAAAUGUAAAUCAUGUAAAACUGGUAGUGGUGCAGCUCCUCCUCCCAUCCCUGAAGCAAGUGCCAAUAAGGUGCUCACCAUUCCAGGCACAUAAACUGAUGACAUUGGCUGUGAUUUUGACAGUGAUGCUGUCAGAUCUGUCCAGAGAAAAGAAGCAGUGCAUCCUGUAACUUCAUAUAAGGAGAUCAUACCACAGGAAGAGUAGGUGCUAGCUACAUGUGGGUACUCCAGUAUCUGGAUGCACCACCUCCAAAUCCUUGGAGAUGCCAACAUCUUUACCCAAAGUUAGUGUACAGAAUCGUGCAUUAUUACUUUUUACAGAAUGAAUAUCAUUGUACAAUAAGGUCCCAGUUUAUAUCAAAGUUAGAUCCCUGGAACAUGACAAGCCAGUUUUGACUACCACCUGAGUUUAUGUACUUUUCAUUCUUGUCAUCAAAGUAGAUAUAUUGUGGUAUUUUCAACAAUUUAAUAUGUCUUUCAUUUAUAUAAGUAUGAUCUCAUGAUAUACUGUAAUGUACAGUGAGAUAAGAUUAUAUAAAAUGAAGUAGUAAGAAUGCAUGAGAAAAGAAUAAUGAGAGAGAGAGAGAGAGAGAGAGAGAGAGAGAGAGAGCAAGACUUAGAUGCAUCCUGGUCACGUACAUAUUCAGCCUGAAACUCCUAAGAGAUUUAGCUGCGCAAUUACUUAAUUUUACACUAUAAAUUUCCUUACUUCCCCUUUUCCAUUAAAUUUGAGACUCAGUAUUUAGAAGAAUUUCUCUUGACAGUGAAGUAAUCAGUAUUCAUCUAGUCUCUCUAAUUUAAUCAGUAGAAUUUUUAGAAUCAAAGACCGCAUGGGGAACAGUGUGUGGGUGGGUGUCCAUGUGUGUGUGUGUGUGUGUGUGUGUGUGUGUGUGUGUGUGUGUGUGUGUCACACUGCCCCCACUUCCUUGUACCCCCUCCCCUUACUGGCAGAGGGAGAGGUGCGUUUUCCACAGUCACUACCCAGCACUUGAAUGGAACAAACAUACUGAGACAUGUUCUAAUAUUUGACAGAGACUAGGAAGGGAUAACAGUUAGUUGGUUUUAGUUGCCUUUAAGGGGAUAAAUGAGUCAUUACCGGUCCAUUUAUAUAGAAUAGGAGUCUCCAAAGUAGUCUACCAGAGACUACUUUGGAGACUCCUAUACUCUGGGUAUGGUGUGUGUAUAAUACACACCAUACCCAGGGAAGUGACUCCUUGGCUGCAUGAGUGUGCAGGCCAAGCUCUCACAGUGAACAGUGAAUGACCCUCCUGUGUGUUCGUGGGCACUCUUUUGUAGUAGUUUCUUGUAUCCCUUGUUAGUGACCCUGUUAUGUUCUAAAUGCUACUGCUGCCUGAUGCAAUUCAGCUGCAGAGGACUUGAGUAAUUAGCCAUGUAGUGAACUUUACUCCCUCCUCAGGUCCUGAUAAGGCCUGGCAUCCAGGGGGCAGUAAACGACACUACUCGGCUUGAGGCCAUAACAUGCCGUUGGACAGUGGGAGGAUUCGUCACAGAGAGUGGAUGUGCAUUUACACAAUUUACACAUGACCCUGUUCUGUGGCAAGACCACCAAAUGAACAACCCAUACACCCAAGUGCCACCAACAUCACUGUGAUGGCACCCACUGUCACCAGCACAACAGAUGGCAAAAGUUGGCACAUUAUCAGAUAACAUAUUUUUUUACUUUAAAAGAAAAGUUGCAGUUAAAGUGAUGUAAUACUACAUAGAUAAUGAAGAAAAUUUGUACAAUCUCCUUUUCAUAUAUCCCUCUCUACAUCCUCCAGCCAGAGAGGAGGAAAAUCUAAUAUAAUAAUAAUGAUAAUUAACAACAACUAGCCAUAACAAAAGCCUUCCAAUUUAGUUUUAUUGACAGAAUAAAAUGCUUUUGUCUUCAGUGUUCUGCUGUCCACCACACUAUAGCAUGUCGCCACUGUUGUGGUGGGUCACAAGGCACAGCCAGUCAUCUGCCACACUACUCGUGCAGGCUUUCUAACUCACCCUGCCAACAUACAUUUUCUUCCUUGAUAUUAACAUGCACAUGCAUUUUCAUUAAUCUCACAAUAAGAUUUAAUUCUUCAAAAUUUUGUUACAGGUCACAGGACAUUUAAAACCAGUCAGCUGUGACGCUGCUCACACAUGCUCACCUACCUCCUCAGUCAUUCAUCCUGCCAACAUAAAUAAAACUCUUAACAUUAACAUUCAUGCACAUUUUUAUUAAUCUUACAAUAAGAUUUGAAUUAUAGUAAACUUUAUUACUGCUAGAUUAUAUCAAUCAUUUACAAAUGUUAAAGAAAAAAAUACCAGCUGCAUUCCUAUCUUUAACAUAAAUAAAAAUAAUUAGUAGAAUCUCUGACUAAUCAAGGAAAAGUUGAAUUGAUGUAGCACAUACCUGCUUUUGUGUUGAAGUUGGAGUCAGAAUUGCCUCUAGAGAUUCUGGGUCUAAAUCUAAACUUCAAGCUGGUGUUGAAUCUCAGAAUUUAGAUGAUUCUCAGGAAGGGGAUGAUUCUUUAGAUGGAGAAUAGAAUUUGGGAUAUGGUUGAGGCAUAGUUGCUGUAUUUAAAGAUUGCUUGGCAGCAUAAUGCUUCAUCUUGUAGAUUUGCCACCAACUAGAUACCACAUAUUCCAUUCCUUUGUAAGCUAGCAAAACAUUCAGUGUUGGGAUCCUGUUCUUCAGAUUCAUCUGUUAUUUUCUUCAGGGAUUCUAAAGGAUAUGCCACUUUUAGUGUGAACUGUUGCAGUGGUUCUGCCUCAUUUUUAUCAUCCUCCACCUGUUUCCCAACUGCCAUCAGAUCUUCAUUGCUCAAUUCCUUAUCUUCAUAUUCAAGAAGCUCAUUUAUGUCAGUUUAAUUAAUGUCAAGAUUUAAGUUAUUUCCAAGUAUACACAGCUACACUUAGCCUCAUGUACACUUUCAUAAUCAAAUCCUUAAAAAUCUCUAAGAUUAGGGCACACAUUUUCCAUGCACCAUUCCUGUUUGACCAUGUCACUUUAGACCAAGACUUUCCUCUUUUUUUCAUACCACUGUAAAAAUUGCAAUCUUUCCAGAAAUCCAUGAGAUUUUUUUUUUUCCCUCCAUUUUCAGUUGCACUGAUUUAUGAACAUGACAUAAGCUGAAACCGACAUAACUUGAGACCUUACUAUAGACAUACACUGAUAAGGAAAAGCAUUGUUAUUGUUACUGUUGUGCUAAAAUUAACCUGAUUAUGGGAUAUUUAGUUUUAGUAAUCCUGGCUUUCAUUAUCUUGCUUGGCAGAGCCAGCUGACAAACACACCUGUGCUCCGAGAGCCAUCAACAUCCCAACACAAUGUAUCCAAAGGACCAGAGGAUGAUGCCAAAAUAACUCAUGAGUAUUGAGUUUAUUGAACCUUGAUGAAAUCUGUUAUUUAAACUUUAUAUUUCAUGUAUAUAUUACAUUCAUAUAAAUGAGUACCAAUUAACACCCUUUGUGACUGCUGGCAUCUAGCCAUAUAUCUAUAUCAAUCUCUUCUUCAUCUUUCCCUCCUCUGUUUCAAUCUGAAGACACCACUGCCAUCUCAUCUACUAUUUCUAAAGCUGAACUCUGUUCAAACCUUUUGCUAAAAACUGUACUCUUGAUGAUUCUGAAUUUGUUCCUCCCUUUCCUCCACCAUCCUACUAUUUCAUACCUCUUAUCAAGAUUCAUGCUGGCUGUAAUCCAUGGAAAGUGUUUGGACCUGAUGGCAUAUUUCCAAUUGUUCUCUAAAACUGUGCCUCUGUGUUUCCACCUUGCCUGGUCAAACUCUCUCACCAUCUACCUUUCUCUUUUUGCUGGAAAUUUGCCAACAUUCAGCCUGUUCCUAAAACAGGUCACUGAUCUAACCCUUCAAACUAUUAUCUUAUUACUUUAAUUCUCUGCUCUUCUAAAGUUUUCUAAUCUAUGCUUAACAGGAAGAUUUUUAAACAACCAUUGUUUCCAUUCUACCAGUGAUCUUCUGGUUUUUCUAACUCAGCCUGUUUUAGGAAUUUUGGUGAAACUGUUGCUUUAGACAUAUCAAAAGCAUUUGAUAAAGUCUAGCUUAAAGUUUUAAUUUCAAAACUGUCCCCAUACACCUUCUAUCUGUCUCUGUACCUUCAUCUCAAGUUUCCUAUCAGACUAUUCUACUGUUGCAGUCAUUGUUCUUCAGUGUGUUAAUAGUGGUGUUCUUCAAGGCUCUGUUCUGUCACCCACUCUUAUUCUAUUACUAAUCAAUUAUCUUAGCCAAACCUGUUGUCCUAUCCACUCCUAUGCUAAUGAUAUUACUCUACACUAUUCCUCAUUUUAUCUUAGACAUCCAACCCUUCAGGAAUUAGGUAAUUCAUGUAGGGAAGCCACGGAACACCUUGACUUUGGCUGAGUAAAUUUAAUGGUAUUUAGUGCCUCAAAACCCAAUCCUUCUAUUUAUCAUGACAAUACACCCAAAGUUGGAGCAUGCUACAUUCUUAUGGUCUCCACAUAGGAAGAAAAAUAGAAGGAAAUUGGAUAGAAUAUAGAGGACAGCAAUGAAAAUGGUCCCAGAACUGGAGAAGAAGACUUAUGAAGAGAUACUGCAAGAAAUGAGAUUAACAACAUUGGAAGAGAAAGCAGAAUGGGAAGACUUGAUAACAAUGUACAAAUUAAUAAACCAUAUGGAAAAUAUAGAUGGACAAGUUUUGGAGAUGCUUGUAAAUGAGGGAACAAGAUGUACGAGAGGACAUACAAAAAAGAUUAAGAGUAAAUAUUUCAGUUUCCUGAGUUGAAGCACUGAUCCUUGGAAUAGAUUAAGUGAGGAAGUGGUUACAGCUAUCAGUGUGAGCAAAUUUAAAUAGAAAUUGGAUAAUUGUAGAUAUGGAGACAGGACAAAUGAGCUUUAGCUCAGACCUUGUACAAUACAACAAGGUAAUUACCAGAGCUGGGCACUCUGGUAAAUACCAGAGCAGGUCAUUUCAGCAAUUGCAGGUCAUUUUUGUUUGUGGAUUUGCAUUUGUGGCAAAAUCCCCACAAAUUUACUUUUGCAAAUACAAACAUACCCACAAACCACAUGCAAGCUGAAACUUGUUUUGGAUUGCCAAAGCUUGCCAUAUCUGAACUGUCAAGUUGGCAACUAGAAGCUUCUAGAUCAGGCCUAAUGUUGCCAACUUAGCACUUUUGACGCUAAAUAUAGCGAUUUUCAUAAUAAUCUAACGCCAAAGAUUUAAGUUUUUUAUUCCAUAACUAGCCUCCUUUUUUGUUCUAUUUAGCGCCAUACUUCAAAAUAUUCACCUGCAAUUUAGCGCCUUUUUUUUCUUAUGCUGGUGCCUUGCAAAAUUUUUUGUUGGCAACUCUGCAUUGUUGCUGCUGCCCUGCACACGCCUCCUUCAAUCCUUCUCCACAUUUCCAGCCAGUCUGCUGUGUCAACUCUAUUGUUAUAGUAAACAUUUUGGGUGCCUUAAGUAAGUUAAAUUUUUUGCAUUUAUAUUAUCAAUUUAAAUAUUACUGUGACUCAGUGAGUGUCCUGAAUUAAUAAUUUAACUUAUUUAAUGCUUUUUUCCACUGUGCAAGUGGGUAGCCCAGGCAGGGCACAACCUAGGUAACAUAACAUUAAAAUAACAUUAAAAAUAAUAAUGAUAACAAUGAAAUAAAGUUAAUCAACAUAUCUAUUUAUUUAUCUAUAUAAUAAUUGAUGAUCUGUCCUUUUAAGUUGUUUUAACUUUAAGUUGAUUUUAAUGCCAGUGAUUUUACCAAAUUUCCAUCUGGACCAUAGUGCAUCAUCAUGAAUGAGGACAAUUUCCCUGGCUUGUGACUAUGUUAUACCUUCCUUGGCUAUUAUACACCUAUGGGACUCCCUCAGUGAUAAAAGAUAUUUUGAAACCCACCUUUUCUACAAAUCAUUUAGUAACUUGUUCAUAUAACUGAUCCUUUCUUUUAAACUAUGUGUGGAACCAUAGGAUGGAUUGGAUAUUUCCUCUAAUGUAAAUUGAUUAGGAAAAACUUUAAAUCAUCUGUCUUUUAAUAAUUAAGGAGUUGUGGUAUUGAUUUAAUGUCACUAUUUACAUAAGUUAAGGGCCUAUCAUUUAUAGUGGAUUCUAACUGUAAUAUAAUAGUGUAUAGUUCAUCAAAUGUGACAAAAGCCUUGUCAAGGACCUUUCUUAAUCCAUUUUUUACUGUUCCUAUUAACCUUUCCCGUAUGGCACCAAACCAGGGGUUCAAGCUAGGAUGAAUUUCCAUUUACAAUUAACUGAGGUCAAAUAAUUUUUAUCUGAGGGUCUAGCAUAAUUUUCUUGAUGUAAUUGGCAGCAGUGAUGAGUGAUGAAGGUUGUUACAUUGUCACUUAAUAUAAGUUGUGGUUGACCCUGUCUGCUUGUGAACCAUCUAAAGGCACUGAGGAAGUUUUGACUUUUUAAAUACAAUACCAGUUCUAAAUAUAUGGGUGUAGUGGUAGUUUUUUUUUUGUUAUGUAGGAAGGACACUGGCCAAGGGCAACAAAAAUCCAAUAAAAAAUAUGCCCACUGAAAUGCCAGUCCCAUAAAAGGGUCAAAGCAGUGGUCAAAAAUUGAUGAAUAAGUGUCUUGAAACCUCCCUCUUCAAUGAAUUUAAGUCAUAGGAAGGUGGAAAUACAGAAGCAGGCAGGGAGUUCCAGAGUUUACCAGAGAAAGGGAUGAAUGAUUGAGAAUACUGGUUAACUCUUGCAUUAGAGAGGUGGACAGAAUAGGGGUGAGAGAAAAAAGAAAGUCUUGUGCAGCGAGGCCGCAGGAGGAGGGGAGGCAUUAGGGUUUCCUGUUUUUGGGAUUUUAUAGCAUCCCGGGAUUCCGGGAAAAAUCAAGACAUUUCCCGGGAUCCCGGGAUUUCCCGUAGCAGAUAAUGUUUGCUAAUACUCCUUCUCUAUCGUAAUUCGUAAA
Molecule: messenger RNA, 7666 nt
Organism: Scylla paramamosain (green mud crab)
Lineage: Eukaryota; Metazoa; Arthropoda; Malacostraca; Decapoda; Portunidae
Exons: 4
Coding region: 340-912 (190 amino acids)
Source: RefSeq, a predicted model, not a curated record